Messenger RNA from Antechinus flavipes (yellow-footed antechinus), 1778 nucleotides. RefSeq names its product mitochondrial carrier 1 (gene MTCH1). Gene Ontology annotation, biological process: positive regulation of apoptotic process. The transcript has 12 exons. The record is from RefSeq and is a predicted model, not a curated record. Gene Ontology annotation, cellular component: membrane; mitochondrion. Bases 63 to 1154 code for a protein of 363 amino acids. Lineage: Eukaryota; Metazoa; Chordata; Mammalia; Dasyuromorphia; Dasyuridae.
GGUACAGAGCAGAGAGCCAUUCCUCUGUCACGUGACAGGGAGUGACCUUACGCCUGGACCCCAUGGGGGCUUCUGACCCGGAAGUGGCGCCUUGGGUUCGCUGCGACGCCAGGGGUAUGGUGGGAGCGGGUCCGGGAGCAGGGGGCGCCGAACCGGGAGCCCCGCCGGGGGCUGGGAUAUGGGGAUUGCAGCCUCCGCGGCCGCCCCAGUCCUCUUCCCGGGGCGUAGAGGCGGCGGCCGUAGCAGCCCUGGGAACCGGGGAUGGCUCCGCGGCCACGGAGGCCUUGUUCCUGGCUCUGGGGGCCGGCGUGACUGCGCUGAGCCACCCACUCUUCUACGUGAAACUGCUCAUCCAGGUUGGACAUGAACCACUGCCUCCCACUGUAGGGACCAAUGUGCUGGGAAGAAAGGUCUUCUACUUGCCUAAUUUCUUCACAUAUGCCAGACACAUUGUGCAAGUGGAUGGGAAGAGAGGACUAUUCCGAGGCUUGAGUCCAAGACUUAUGUCUAGUGCUCUCUCCACCCUAUCCCGGGGUAGUGUGAAAAAGGCUUUCCCUUUGGAGGAGUUAGAACAUGUAUCCAAUAAGGAUGAUGUGAAGACAUCACUGAGGAAGGUAGUGAAAGAGACUUCUCAUGAGAUGGUGGUACAGUGUGUGUCCAGGGUGCUUUCUCACCCUCUGCAUGUCAUCUCGAUGCGCUGUAUGGUCCAGUUCGUGGGGCGGGAGGUCAAAUACAGUGGCGUGCUGAGCUCCAUUGGGAAGAUUUUCCAAGAAGAAGGGCUGCUGGGGUUCUUUGUGGGCUUGAUACCUCACCUCCUGGGAGAUGUGGUCUUCUUGUGGGGCUGUAACCUCUUGGCUCAUUUCAUCAACGCUUAUUUGGUGGACGACAGUUUCAGCCAAGCACUGGCAGUUCGCAGUUACACCAAGUUUGUGAUGGGGAUUGCAGUUAGCAUGUUGACCUACCCUUUCCUCCUGGUUGGUGACCUCAUGGCUGUCAACAACUGUGGGUUGCUGGCAGGCCUCCCACCUUAUUCCCCUGUGUUCAAGUCCUGGAUUCAUUGUUGGCGAUAUCUGAGCAUGCAGGGUCAGCUUUUCCGAGGAUCAAGUCUGCUUUUCCGCCGAAUCUCAGCAGCAUCAAGCUUCUCCAUUGACUAAAUCAGAAUAACUUGACUACAAUAAUAAACAGACUAUCUGCCCAGCCCGAGUAAGGGCCUGAUUAUUGGGCUAUCUUGUAAGAUAACUGACUGUAUAAUACAACGAUUUGGAUGUUUGCCUUUCUGGUGGUUAUUAGUGGUUUUUCAGUUGUGUAGAUAGGGGAUGGGCUGGUAGGUAAGGAGAGUAGGGUUUUGGUGUGGUCUGAAAAAGUACUUAUUCAAUACUGAUUCUGAUUUAAUAAUUUCUAAGACUGCUUGGCAGAGUGGCACAAGGGGCAUUGGAGCAAUUUCUGGUAAAUAUCUCAGAGGCAUUGCAAAUAAAAUGAAAAAUAAUAUUAGUAAGGGCAUAGAGACUCAUUCCAUUAUACCAUAGUCAGGGUGGCAGCAUAUUUCCUCCUCUCCCCCCCAUUGAACAAAACUCAGGCAGAGAACAGAUGAGCAUACUUCUCCUCUGCUUGGUUUUGUAAACAAUAAUAAUAAUAGCAAUAGCUUUGCAGAUAUUUCCUCAACAGUUAGGGGUAGGAGGUAUAGUUUUGGGCGAGAAACAGCCUGUUUUAAUUAGUACUCUUAUAUCAUGUAACUCUGUUGCUUAAUAAAGGAUAUGUAAUAUGUUGUGGUUCCCAGA